UACGAUUACAUUAUGCACUAUCCACACAGACGCUACUCUUUACAUGACUCGGACCCUCAGGAUGAAGUGCAGGCUGUCUUCUCUGUGCCGCUAUCGAUGAUUCAGAGAACGAGCUGUCGUUGUAGGUUGACCUCUUUGCUUAUCUUGAGUGGUUGGGGAGGGCCAGGAGGAGAGAAGCCAGCGAGUAAGCAAGACACAUUCCCAGUUGAAGACGGGGUGCUGGAAGAGUGUGGAUUAGAGGAGGAUUCUUAAGAAUCCCUUGCCAUUUUUCUUUUCUGGACUUCUAUUCAUCAAGGCUACUUUUACUCAUAUCUGAUCUCAUCAAGUACACACAUCUAACAGGAGGAUUUCUCAGGAACAACAGUGAUUGAGGGGCUCAGGGAUGUAGUAAGAAGUCAAGGUGCACUGUACACCUUGGAAGAAGGUGAGCAGUGAGACAUGGAUACACGGAUCUUCUUCCAGCAAGCCACGAGGCUGACAAACACGGGUGCCAUACAACUUCUCACUCUCCUUCUGCUGCUUCCAUACACACGGUUCAUGGUUGCUUGGUGGUUACCAUAUUUGCCCCACAUCUCCAGGGUUAGGUGUGUGAUUCCCGUCUGUGUGUGUGUAGGGGUUUGCCUGCUCCCUCCGUGCCUCAGCAGUUCUCUCUGGGUCACUGGCACCAUCUUUGAGGAUUUGUUGCAAAACCAUGCUGAAUAUAAAGAAAACUGUACCAGAACCCUGGUAGCCACCCAACAUACUGUAACUGGAAUAUACUGCAAUGGGACAUUAGACCUUUUUGCCUGUUGGCCACAUUCAUCUCCCGGGAAUAUAUCAGUGCCCUGCCCCCCAUAUUUACCAUGGAUUAAGGAAGGAUUUUCAGGAAAAGUUUAUAAAAUAUGUACUGCUAAUGGAACCUGGAAAACAGAAGAGAAUUCCAGCACUGUCUGGCAGGAUAAGUCAGAAUGUGAAGACCCAGGCUUUUUCAAAAAUAAGGAAGAUGAAGCAUUUCAAAAUUCAGUCUUGAGGAUCCUCUCCAUAGUUGGCUACAUGUUGACCUUGUCCAGCUUGAUUCUAGCUAUGAUUAUUAUGUCAUUUUUGAGGAAGCUUCACUGUACUAGGAACUACAUCCACAUGAACCUCUUUGUGUCGUUCAUGCUUAGAGCUAUGGCAGUCAUUACCAAAGAAAUUGUAAUUUACGUCACACACUCCAACAAGCCCAACGAUGAAGCUGGAUGGAACAACUAUCUGGAUUCUACAAAAGCCCUGCUGUGCAAAGCCUCUGAGGUAGCAAUGCAGUACUUUGUGGCCUGUAAUUACUUCUGGCUCCUGUUGGAGGCGAUCUUCCUUCAUACUCUACUCUUUACUGCUGUGUUGACCAAGAGGAGGUUGCUGAAGAGAUACAUGCUGGUAGGAUGGGGGACUCCUUUUCUGUUUGUGAUACCUUGGACAGUGGCUAAGGCUCUGUAUGAAAAUAAAGGCUGCUGGGUCAUCACUAACAGAUGGAUCUGGUGGAUUAUUAGAGCUCCAAUUACACUGUCAGUUUUUGUUAUUUUCUGUAUAUUUCUCAGGAUCAUAAAACUCCUGCUGUCAAAAUUACAAGCUGACCAAUUACGGUUUACGGACUACAGAUACAGUUUAGCAAGGGCAAUACUGGUGUUGAUUCCAUUGCUUGGGAUCCAUGAAAUCCUGUUCAUAAUCCUAAUAGAUGAAACUAUUGAGGGAAGUCAUCGCUAUGCUCGAAAUUUCAUCAAUUUAACCCUGAGCUCUUUCCAGGGAUUCUUGGUUGCUGUUUUGUACUGUUUUGCCAAUGGAGAGGUCCGCGCUGAGCUGAAGAACAGGUGGCACGUGUUCGUCUCCAACCGCUUGGAGGAUCACAACUGCUUUUCCCACAUGCACCCCAAAUACUUAUGGAAAAAGUCAUUGCAGGGGACUGGACACCCUUCGGAUCACAGUGACUCAUAUGAGGAGCGAAGCCACGCUCCCACACAGACUCAGCUCACUCAGGUGACCAUCCAAUCAGGGGUAGAGUUGUCCUGUGGACAGUGUCCGAGUCUGGAGUUCUACACCAGGAAGCGUCUGUCCAGCAGUGAUGGGGACAUGACUUUGGGUGAGACCAUGGAGGAGAUCCUGGAGGAGAGUCAGUUUUAACUUCCUGCUGCUUCUUACUCUUUCAUAGGCCAGAAGUGCUGGUGAAUUUAUGUAUAAACACUGUUGGGUAAUACUCAUACUCGUUCGUAUUAUUAUUAUUUUUCUUUUACUGAAUAUAGCCAUACACUCCAUCUAAUUGCAUUAGGAUUUCAGCAGCAGCAGAUGAAAAAAAAAAAAUCCUUUGUGUCCUUAUCACUGCCAUUUCCUAGAACAGAUACACUUCUGUUUUAUCAAAUGCUCCAGUCUAAGCCUUCGGAUAAAAGCACUUAACUUACAAUGCAAUGUUGCGUAACUUUUCUUAAGGGAUAUGUAGAUAUUUACAUAAUUAUUUUAGAUGUAGAUACGUCAAGUAACCUUAGCAAGUCUUAAGUUCUGUCUCUCUGAUUUAAAGGAUGUCAUCUGAUGUAAAUACAAUGUGAACUGCCUACCUAUCGAACUGCUACUUUCUAAAUUCUGCUGGUCCUUUGUAUUGCGUGUACAGAAGCACUUUAUCUUAGUUCCUUUUGUAGAUAAAAAAGAGCGUUCAGUUGUCACUUUUCCUUACAAAAAUGCCAGAUAGACAUGAAACCACACACACAGACAUAAAUGUAUAGAUGACUUUAAUGUUUGUAAUAUGUAUCAGAUUCACAGGCUAAGGAAAGGACAAGUCAGUGUCAGUAAAAAUUAUUACCUAGAUUUAUUUGAUCUCCGUCACAAAAAGGCCAGUAUUCCAGUAAUUACAAAAAUACACAUUGGUCAUUGCUACAUAUUACAUACAACUCUAUAACAUGAACAUUUCUUUCAUUUCUUUCAUUUAAUAAAACUUAGAGAUAACUUAUCUACACUUCUAAGUGAAUAAAAUAAUACACAUCUAAUGCUAAACAGCUGAACCAGAGAACUGAUGGACAAAAAAUGUAAAAAUAUUUCUAGAUGGAAACUGUGUAUGUAGGAUGUUUUUUAACGAAUGGCUGCGUGUAUAUUGGGCAUACCUGUAUAUUGUGGACAGACA
Molecule: messenger RNA, 3121 nt
Organism: Hemibagrus wyckioides
Lineage: Eukaryota; Metazoa; Chordata; Actinopteri; Siluriformes; Bagridae
Product: glucagon-like peptide 2 receptor
Exons: 15
Coding region: 439-2133 (564 amino acids)
Biological process (GO): adenylate cyclase-modulating G protein-coupled receptor signaling pathway; cell surface receptor signaling pathway
Cellular component (GO): plasma membrane
Molecular function (GO): glucagon receptor activity; peptide hormone binding
Source: RefSeq, a predicted model, not a curated record